AUGUCGUUUCAACAAAGUAAUAUUUCUGGAACAUCCAAUUCAACUUUUAGAAAAUGUUUAGAUUGUGGAAGUGAACGAAGCGUCGCUGAAUGGUGUAAAGUUUGUGAAAUCAAUGCGUUCAAAGCAAAUUUUAAAAAUUGGACAAUUGAUAAUAUUUAUAUUAAAAAUUUCAUAAUAAGCACCCAAUUAAACGCAAAUAAAAGUGUAGAUUAUUUGGAAUAUAUUGAUUUUGAACAAUUUGACCUUGUUGAAAGUACGAACAAAGGCGGCAAUUUUAGUGCAAUUUAUUCAGCAGUUUGGAUGGAAGGUCCAAGGUGGAUUUGGGAUGAAGAAGCUGAGCAAUGGACGCGUAAUGGUCCCAUAAAAGUUUCCCUUAAAAGACUUAACGACCCACAAAAUAUUAGUAAAGAAUAUUUGAAUCAACUUUAUGAAUACCACCGGGUUUUGCAUUUUGGAAGUGUUUCCGAAUUUUUUGGAAUAACCAAAGAUUUUACUUCAAAUUAUAUGUUUGUUCUGAAAGAUAAUGAUAUUGGAAACCUAAAUUCAUACCUUGAUGAAAAACAAGGAAUGCUCCGUUGGAAGGAAAUUGUUGAGAUGCUUUGGGAAAUAUCUAGAUUGAUUAAGUACAUUCAUAAAAAUGAAUUGAUUCAUGGCAAUCUUCAUGGAGGUAAUGUAUUAAUUGAAAAUGAAUCAGGUUCUGAAUAUAUACAUAUUGCUGAUGUAGAAUUAAAUGGUCCAGUUAAUGAGAAAACAUCAAAUGAAAUAUAUGGAGUUCUUCCUUAUGCGGAUCCUGAAAUCUUAAAAGGAAACAUACCAACAAAGGCUGCAGAUAUUUAUAGCUUUGGAAUGAUCAUGUGGAUGCUUUCUGCAGGUAUUCGUCCAUGGGGUAAUAGACCACACGAUCUUAGUUUAGCUACUGAAAUUUGUUCUGGUGUUCGCCCUGAAAUUAUCGACGGAACUCCAGAUGCUUACAUUCAAUUGAUGGCACAAUGCUGGAAUCCAGAUCCUUUAAAACGCCCAACCUCAUCCCAAUUAUAUAAUUUAUUUGGAAAUUGGGUAAAUCUCAUUUGCGAUGAUCCGGAUCCAUCUGCACUAUCUAAUCAAUUUAAUGUUGCUGAAGAGAAAAAAGUUAUGGAUUUAGAACAAAAUCAAUUUUAUCAACAGGAGAUCCAUCCUCAAGCUAUAUAUACAAGUAGGCUCUUAUAUUAUUGUGAAUUAAUUGAUUCUACUAAGUGA
This is a messenger RNA of Funneliformis geosporum, 1236 nucleotides long. NCBI's taxonomy places the organism in Eukaryota, Fungi, Glomeromycota, Glomeromycetes, Glomerales, Glomeraceae. The record is from the annotation of a GenBank genome assembly.